Molecule: messenger RNA, 4049 nt
Organism: Sodiomyces alkalinus F11
Lineage: Eukaryota; Fungi; Ascomycota; Sordariomycetes; Glomerellales; Plectosphaerellaceae
Product: HECT-domain-containing protein
Exons: 4
Coding region: 351-3881 (1176 amino acids)
Biological process (GO): ubiquitin-dependent protein catabolic process; protein polyubiquitination
Molecular function (GO): protein binding; ubiquitin protein ligase activity
Source: RefSeq, a predicted model, not a curated record
GUAAACCUUGCUCCUUAAGGUAUCCACCCCGCCUACCCACCCACCUCGCUCCAUUGCGUACUUCAUACUCCGUACCUCCGUACAAUCCAAUAUCUCCGUGCCCAAUAUCUUAUGCUGCUUACUAUUCCAUGUGCCAUAUGUUAUUCUCUCUCUCCUCUUUAAGAUAAUGCCUGCCUAGGCCAUCACCGGUAGCAGCAGCGACGUGCUUGACUUCAGAUCCGUCUUCUUCUCCCCCAAUAACUCUGAUAUGCACCAUCGCCACCAACGUCGGAUUUGACGGUGUACGUCCCCUACAACAUCUGAGCUACGGAUUUUCGACCAUCUUCCCCCCAUGGUCAACGCAUCCAACCAUGUAUCCGACAUUCACGGGCAACUCCCGCCGCACGCGCAACGUUAAUCUGAGUGGCCAGCGCCAGAACCCUUUCGCUGCAGCAUGGUCUCCCUCCACCGGCUCCGGUGCCUCCCUAACGAUAUCCAACGCGCAAGCGGAACGCCAACAUAGACAGCAGGAGCGGCAGCGGGCCAAAGCUGCGAAGACCAUUCAGCGGACAUGGAGAAGUCACAAGACUCGGAGGCAGCUGCGGAAUGGUUGGCGGCAAGACUUUGAUCAUAUCUACUCGGUUCCGGACAACGCAAACCCGCAGCAGAGGGCAUUUGUCGCCUUUCCUCUUCUGUUGGCCUUCUUUGAACCCAAGCUGCCUGGCGACCUGCAGCGGAUGCUCCGAUUUGCGAGGGAUUUCGCUUCCGCCGAUCUCCAACCUUUUCUUCCCCCACAGGUUUGCUCAUUUCGAGUUGAACGACUGUCAGAGAUAUUGAUACAUGGCUUGGACAUCUGCAGCCACCAAAGCAAAUCCCGAGACGAUGUCGAGAUUCUCCUAACUCAGCUGACGAGGGUCGCUUCUUUCGCACCACACUGCCUUUCUCAAUUUCUGCAGCCAUACUAUAAAACUCUAGCCCGUUUCAUGGUCACGGCUACCUACUUGGACGAGGUCUUGUUGGGUCCAACUGUAGAAUGUGUGGUUGCACCUCUGGGAGCCCCGGGAGCCCCUGAAACUCAUGAUUCUUUCAUCACCGACGUCUACGAAGCCCUUGCGUUCAACCUAUUGACCGCUAACCAUCUCCCUUUGCUUGAGAAACAUAUCAGUGUCUUUUCCCGGCGCAUUAGUGUUGUCAGGCUUGCGUCGGCAAUCACUGCAGCGUACACCAGUGGAUACGCGUCCACCAGGAGUCCCGAGGACCUGCUCUGGCUUCUGGCCCAUUUUAUCGACUUACACAAAACGCAGCCCGGUGCAACGGGACCUUCUGUUUACCUAAGGGCACUGUAUGUGCAGCUCUCGACUCUCACGUCACAAAUUAGCAUCAGGCUACCCCUCCUAGACCAGGGCUCCAGAGAUGAUAACAGGAAAGGGGAUGACGUGCCCCUGCCACUGCCCCCUUAUGUGGCCAAGCACAUUACCUCACUGGUAGAUCGAGCCGGGAUAGCGGCAUUGUUGACAGACAUUACUGCGAAUUUUGCUUCUAGGACGACUACCGAAGACUUCGAAGGAGCAAGCCUUCUGGCCGGAUACGUCCUCACCCUUCUCCAGUGCUUUCCGAGGCAAGGCGAUGAUAUCAGGAUGCGUCUCUUUCUUGGAGACAUCCCAUCUACCCAUGGCGAUGUACCGGUCCUCAAGUUUCUCUGGAAUACUAUGUGCAAGACUCAAGUAUAUCAGGAGAUUCUACGAGAAUCAGUGUCGGUGAUCAGCGUCGUGCAAGCACACCUCUCCAGCUCGCUCGCAUCACCAGAGAUAUCCGCUGCAGAGCAAGAAUGGAGGUUGAUUCACCUAUUUCUAGAGCUUUACACGUUCAUCCUGCGAAUUAGUGACGACGAUGACUUCUUCAGCAGUAUCGGACCGAAUAUCGCGGGAAACAAUCAGUCGCCACCUUCGCGGUUGAGGUCUUGCGGCCUUGCACUUGCAGAAGUCAAAAGUCUGACGAGUUUUCUGAAAAAUCUGGCGUUCACGCUUCACUACCAUGCCUCGGAUAUUGUUCCGAAUACAAGCUCAUCCGAGUCGGUGCCUGACUCUGAUUCCAUGAGCAAGCUUGAUGCGUACUUCGGGAGCAUUACAGGGAUUAGGCCCGUGAAAGAAAAAAGAAAAUCCGGGCUGUCUGGGUCGAUGGCGAAGCCGGAUGCGCGAAGCCUGCGUAGUAUUGUGACUGUGGCCCUUCGAUUACUCUACGAACGGGAUUCAAGACGCCCCUUUUUGCCUCCCAACCAUUGGCUCAUGACGGCCAAGUUUGAUAUGGAAGGGUUUGUCACGGCUGUCGUCGCGGAGCAGGAACGCCAGCAAGCGGAAAUAUCGCAGGACACGGACGAGGAGGACGAUGAUAAUGACGAGGAGAUGGAUGACGCCUUGCCGAUAUCACAUACAGUGGCUGGGCAGCGGUCGUCGCGUCAUGCGCAGAUCGAACGACUACGAGCACAGCAGCGAAGAGCACAGAGGGACCGGAUGCUGUCUCUCAUAGGCCCGAAGCUUGAGAUAUUGAGGCAUAUGCCCUUCGUUAUACCCUUUGAGACCAGAGUUCAGAUAUUCCGGCAGUUUGUUCAUCUUGACAAACACAAGAGACGAGGAGGUCUGGACGCGGACCAGUGGAGGAUGACGAUGAUCAACAAUCCUCUUUUCCCAGGCCGCGACCCCGCGAGGAAACACCAAGGCAAGAUCAGGAGGGAGAGCGAGUUCGAUGACGCAUACGAACAGUUCUACCAGCUAGGAGACGGUCUCAAAGAGCCUCUACAAAUCCAGUUUGUCGAUACGUUCGGCAAUAUUGAAGAGGGCAUUGAUGGUGGUGGUGUCACGAAAGAAUUCCUGAUCAGCGCCAUUAAUUCCGCGUUCCCUGACCGCAGCAAGCCUGGUGGCAACGACGAAUACUUUGCUGAGAAUGCGCAACAUUUAGUCUACCCCAACCCGGUAGCGGUUGAUGCGUACAAGUUCAUGAUGCGGACAGCCAAGGUGCCCGAAGAUGAGCAGCGCGAACAUGUACGGGAGCUGCUGCAGCGAUUCGAAUUUCUGGGCCGUCUAGUUGGGAAAUGCAUGUAUGAGGGCAUCCUCAUCGACGAACCCUUCGCUCCGUUCUUCCUGUUGAAGUGGGCUUCUGGCCAAACGGGGGAGAACAGUUACCGCGGCAAUAUCAACGACCUAAAGGACCUCGAUCAGGAGCUCUACCAGGGUUUGCUGCAUCUCAAGAACUACCCAGGCGACCUUGCCGAGCUGGACUUGAAUUUCACAAUCGAGGACGAGCUCUCAACGAAUGGACCAAUCCGUACCAUCACCAGGGAGCUAAUGCCCAAUGGCAAAAGCACCCCGGUGACAAAUGAGAAUCGACUCCUUUACAUAGCUUACACGGCCCGACAUCGUCUUGUGGUUCAGCCUGCCCAGCAGACAUCAGCUUUCCUACGCGGCCUGCGCUCUAUCAUCGCGCCUUCCUGGCUCUCCAUGUUCAACCAGAAUGAGCUUCAGCACCUGGUGGGCGGUGACUCGUCCGAGAUCGACGUCGACGACCUCCGUCGCAACACAAUCUAUUCGGGUCUGUACAGCGUCGGCGACGACGGCCUUGAACACCCCACCAUCGAGCUCUUUUGGAAAGUUGUGCGUGGCUUUUCGGACGCAAAGCGCCGACUGCUCCUUUCGUAUGUUACGUCGACGCCUCGUGCGCCGCUGCUGGGGUUUUCGCAGCUCAACCCGCGCUUCAGUAUCCGCGACGCAGGCCACGAACAGGGCCGUUUACCGAGCACGAGCACCUGCGUGAACUUGCUCAAGCUCCCGAUAUAUGAUGAUGAAGAGACACUGCGAGAUCGACUCGAAAGAGCCAUUACCUCACAGGCUGGGUUUGGACUUAGUUAGCCAGAAGGAAAGGUAAAGGCGUACAACGGGUGGGGAGUGGCAGCACUUUGGGUGUAUCUCGCUGUGAAUGGAUGACUGUAUGAAGAUGAAGCACGUAUGUAUCUACAUGGACCAGCGACAAACUCCGUAAAUUGAAGCGCACGAUAUCUUUACCUUAUUGUUCCUUAC